AUGGAGCAUGCCAGGGCGAUGUCGAGCUUGGUGAAUUUCACUGGCUGCCGCGGCGAUCGCCGCAAGGUUAGUUUGGACAGUCUGAUUUUUCGUCGCCCCGCGUUCUGCUGGAGGCGUGGUAGGAGAGUCCCGUCGAGAAAUGAGAAGGUGAAUGCAAAGCGUUUAGGAAGUCCCCGAAGAGCGGGGUCCACCGUGCUUCUUGUCGUACAGGGAAUGGGUGCUGCCGAGGUAGUGGAAAACGUCACCGUGGAGGGUGCUCCAUCGCGUGGGUUCAUCGUGUCGGAUGGAUUCCCAGAACCAUUUGGUGCCACUGUUCGUGAUGGCGGAGUAAAUUUCGCCAUCUUUUCUAGUGGGGCGACAUCAGCGUCCCUCUGCCUCUUCAGCUCCGAAGACCUGAAAGCGGUAAUUCUUAGUAUGAAUCUGAAUGCAAUUCUUGAUUUACUUUUUAGGAGACAGGAAACGAGAUGAUAAUUUCUAUAAAUCGAAAUCUGUGAAAUUUUACUCUGGAAGACAGCUAUUAGAUUUUCAUUUUUCCAUUUUGAGUUUUCUGUUAUUUUCCGGAUAUCCAAUGGGAAGGUCCCUGUAUUUAUUUGAUUUAAUUUAUUGUACAGAAUAAAGUGACUGAGCAGAUACCUCUUGACCCGGCAGUGAACAAGACUGGGCAUAUAUGGCAUAUAUUUCUGCAAGGGGAGUUCCAUAAUUUGCUCUAUGGCUACACGUUUGAUGGGCCCUUUUCUCCCAAAGACGGACAUUAUUUUGAUUCAUCUCUCGUUUUGCUGGACCCAUAUGCUAAGGUCUGUAAUCCAACCCAUUUUAAUUUACUUAGGCAUCAUAAUAAUGCACUUGGAUCGUACUACGGAAGAAAUCAGCUUCAUUAUAUGGUUUAUUUCUCUCACAGUCGGCUUUCUCUUAAUAAAUGAGCAGGAACUAGAUGAACGUUUGUCUCCUCUUUAUGUGUAGGCGGUUGUAAGUAGGGGAGAGUAUGGGGUCCAGGGACCUGGAGGCAAUUGCUGGCCUCAAAUGGCUGGCAUGAUACCAUCUUCACGUGAUGAGGUAUUAUUUCCAAUAAAUUUAAUGACAAAAUGCGAAAUUUUUGUGUGCUUGUUUCAGCUGUUUACUUCUUGCAGAUUGACAAACUUUUAUUUGAAACUGACUGUCAGUGUAAGCAUUGCUCGCUCAAUACAUUUAUGGAUGUUUAGUGAAGAGCGUUCCCGUAGAUGCUGCUCUCAAUUCUUGAAAAUCAUAAAAAAAAUCCUUGAUGUUCAAAUUUUUAUGGCGUUCGUUUUGGUUAUAGGACAUUCCUGCCCCUGGAAAUCAUAUUAUUUUUAUCCAACACACAACCUGUCCAGUCGUUAAUUCUGUCCAAUUCAUCUAUCCAAAAUGUGAUGGCCGUAAAAUUGGCCUUACCAUUCCACGGCCACAUGAAUGCAAAAGGUGGUGUAACAGCAUGCAAUGUGAAUAAUAAAGAACAGCCAUCCUCCAAAUAUUACGAAAUUCUCUGUACAACUAUAAGAGAACUUUGUUUCAUUUGAGACACAUUUAAAAAUAUUUUCUUAACGGAUAAUCUGAUCCGAUCAAGUGUUUUAUCUUUGAUAUGAAUAAUCUUAUCCGUAUUUGAAGUAUAUUAGAUAAGAAUCUAUAAAAAAGCUGAAAAUGUGGGAACGCUGUGAUUCUACUAGUAUCGCUUUAAUCUUGCAUGCGAAAUUAAUAAAGUGCAAAGUGUGCUGAUGUAAAAUUUUCAAUGCCUUCUCAAUGUUAUAUAUUAUUGAGGAAAAAACGAUCCCACCUUUGUGAGAAACUUUUCUGUAGGUUUAUUGAGAAAAAACGGUCCCGCCUUUGAGUUCCCAAUCAGAAGUUAUUGACACUAAUCAACAUCUCGUUUUAGCUUUGAGAAUUUAUAUUUUACACUUGACGGCAACUUCAUCUACCUACCUAUGUUUUGUUACAUGGGAUUCUUAACUAGUGAUUUUCAUAUUUAAUGACGUUCAACGUCGAGGGAUUGCAAUUUUUUGAUAAUGCUAUCUUACAAAUAGUAUAGAUCGAAAUAGAAGUUGCAUGUCUGCCUUAUUAUCGUUAUUACAAACUUAUUUCAGUAUUAUAGUAGAUCUCGCCCUUUAAUACAAAUCUGUAACGUUCUCUCGACCUAUUUGAUUCUUCCAGUUUGACUGGGAAGGAGACUUGCGAUUAUCCUAUCCUCAAAGAGACCUUAUAAUCUAUGAAAUGCAUGUCCGUGGAUUCACACGACAUGAUUCAAGUGGGACCAAAUAUCCAGGAACUUAUCUUGGAGUGACAGAGAAGCUUGACCAUUUAAAGGUAUUUGAGUAUAGUUCCAGUAAUUCAUGGGGGCCUUCAAUGUUGGUAACCAUUUGCAAAUAUGCAACUUCACACCUAUGACCUUUGUCUUUCUUUUGACUGGGUACCUAUGCCAUCUGGGGAUAGCCAUUAAUUUGUACAGAGUUCAUUCAUGAAAAAUCUCGGUCACCAUCUGGAAGGAUUUAUUUUCUCAAUUUUUUUAUUUUUUUGUAUAUUUAUGCCUAUAGAUUUUAAAUAUAGAUUCUCAUUCCAAAAAAUUUAUUGAUGGGAAACUUCAGUCAAUAAAAUAGUAAACGUUUCUGUUCAAAAAAUCGGUCGGAGGAUGGGAUAUUUUCUUACCUGUUAUUGUUGAAGGACAUGUUGGACGAUGUAUGUGCGUGCACACAUGUUCAUUCCAUGUUUUUUCAUUCAAAUUUUAUUAUCUUUCUUGAAUUACUCGAUGAUCGCGUAUUAAUGCCGAGUUUCAUGAAUAUAAUUCCAUUCAAAUAUAUCCCACCUUUCGCUUCAGAAAAAAAUAGGCGAUGAAUAAGGGGAAACUAAGUUGGAAGUUACUAAGAUUGGCUGUUUUCUCUAUUGAUUAUGCAUGUUUCUUUCAUGAAGUUUCACUUAUAACUUCAAAACUAAUAACUUCCUGAAUAAGUUGGAAACUAAAAGAGGCAAAAGAGUCGGAAGAUGAUACUCUGCUUCCAAAGAAAAAAAUAUUUGUAUACUUAUGACUAUAAAAAGGACACAAUCAAUCAGGAUCAGCACUGUCCCUAUGAAAUAAAUACUUUAGGUGGACCUUGUGCAAUAAUAUAUUAUAUAUUAAUAUGUUUAUAUUGUAAUUACAUGGGUUGCAUGGAAAUUCCUAUCUAUUUAUCUGUAAAAUCUCAAAAAUUCCUAUUUUACCAACUUUUAGGGCUCCUGGCUUUAGACCAUACUUGUUUCGUUGUUUCUCAGCUAGCUUUGAAAAUUUCUUUCGUGCUCAUAUCACCUGUUAACUUUGCGAAUUCAACAGGAGCUUGGGGUCAACUGUAUAGAGCUAAUGCCUUGCCAUGAAUUUAAUGAACUCGAGUACUUCAGCUAUAAUUCUGCCACAGGAGAAAACAAGUAGGUCCACUACUCACAGAGAAUUAUUUUCCUUUGUGGAUUCUGUAUAUAGUAUUUUUGCAAUCCAGAAAUUCCUCAUAAACUAGAACUUGUUUAGUUUUUUUAGUUUACUGAAUUUAUAAUUUAGACCGUAUUAACAACUGGCGGAUACAGUAAUAUCGUAAAAAGUAUACACCAUCACUCUCACAGCACAAGGUACUCAGCGUGGGAUUGGUAUGAUAUGCUAUUAGUUACUUGCUUAGAAUUUCAAAGAUACCCAGUCUGAUAAAACAUAUAUCUAAAUGUAAUUUAAUCUGCUCAAUCCAAAAAAAAACAACUAGCGAGAUAAGAGGAAACAGAGAUAUACCUCCUUAACUUGUUCAAGCAGUUCUAUACCUCAGCUUCCAAGAGAUCAUAUAAGAAAUGAAGCGCAUUAAUUUCUCCUUUUUGGACAAUGACAACUUAAAUUAAAAAUGAAGCACGUAUAUCUGUAGAUGAUUCCAUUCAAGAUGGUGUAAUCAAUAUUUCUCAGAUAAUCAUUUCACUUGGAUGAUUCCAUUCUCUUUGUGCAAAGGGACUUCUAUCUUAGGACAAGGAUAAAUAUGACCGCUUGAUUGUGACUGACGUACUAGUCUUUUUCUUUUUAUUGGUCAGGUUUAACUUCUGGGGUUAUUCAACAGUCAAUUUCUUUUCACCAAUGAUAAGGUAUUCAUCAGCUGGCUUGGGCAAUUGUGGCCUUGAUGCGAUAAAUGAAUUUAAGUUUCUUGUCAGAGAAGCCCAUAAACGUGGAAUAGAGGUAAGCCUCAUAACAUUAUCAAAAUGGGCUUAUGAGGGUUUUUGCUCGGGUUAGAGACAGUGUUGCUGUUUCAAAAUGCGAGUGGAUUAUUUAGUGAUGAACCUUGUAUUUCAGGUGCUCUUGGAUGUUGUCUUUAAUCACACAGCUGAAGGGAAUGAGAGAGGCCCCAUUUUUUCAUUUCGAGGUCUUGAUAACAGUGUAUAUUAUAUGAUUGCACCCAAGGUACCUUUGGAAUUUUUACUUCGUGGGCUAUCACUCAGGGAACUUACACUGACGGCUUUUUUUUUUUCCUUGGUUCCAUUUUGAUAUGUCCAGAUUUCAUGAUCUAUGUUGAAGCCAUUAAUUUUUUGAAAUGAAAUGUACUCUAUUUAUUUUUUUAUUGAAUAUAAAUUAUCUAUUAAUUUACCCCAUUACAGUGUGUAUUAAUGAAAUGCGCUCCAUUAAUUUAUGUUUUUUUUCCCAUUACUUUCUCCUCUGAUACUGUAUUGUAUUGUAUUUUUUGAAUGUUGGAACUACAGGGAGAGUUCUACAACUACUCAGGCUGCGGAAACACUUUCAAUUGUAAUCAUCCUAUAGUUCGACAGUUUAUAGUGGACUGUCUAAGGUCGAUUUCAAUAACUGACUUUAAAGAGUCAUACUGCUUUCUGAUAGCACUGAUUUUUAUGUUCUUUACAUAAUUUCAUAUUAUUAUUGUAACUUUUUGUUGCACCGACUGCAUUUGCUGAAGUUUUCUGUUAGUAACUUGAGGGAAUCAUUAGUUUUGUGCAAAUAAAAUAUUGAGAGCAAUAAUAGGCUGAUCCUAAUAAAGUGGGUGUAUUGAAAACAUUUCUUCUAUCUAUUCAGUCUCCUUACAGUGCAGAUAUUAUUCGCAUUUAGAUAGCUUCAACUCAUAUUAAAUUCAAUAAAUUUACUUAUUUAACUUUCCUCUUCUUUCUUAUGUCAUCUAUUGGGACGUUUGCAUUAUGCAAUAGAUACUGGGUGAUCGAAAUGCAUGUCGAUGGAUUUCGUUUCGAUCUUGCAUCUAUUAUGACCAGGGCUUCCAGGUUUUUCUUCUCUUUUCCCUAUCUUUUCCUGCCUUUCUUUGUCCCAAGCUUAUCGCUCAUAAUUUUUUCUCUUGAUUCUGUUAGCCUUUGGGAUGCCACUAAUGUACACGGAAAUCCAAUUGAAGGUGACAAUAUAACCACUGGAACUCCCCUGAGUAACCCUCCAUUAAUUGAAAUGAUUAGCGAUGAUCCAAUUCUAAGUAAAGUCAAGGUAAAUUUUCUCUUUCAUAUGUGUUCGAUUCUUCUCAGUUUUUAAUGGCCAAGUCGAGUAGUCCAACGGAGAAACAUCUUGUGAAUGAUUUUAUUUCAUUCCUAAUGCUUUUCAAUUUCAUGGUUGCUACCAUCUUUUCAUACGCUUUCGUUACUUUCCCCAAGAGAGAACCCUUAACGUGAGCAUGGGACCAGAUAAGAUCAACGUUGGAUAUUUCGAUAUUUGUUGGUUGCAUCAGGGGAUGCAAGGGAGGAAGAUGAGGCCUUAUGUCCUAGAGAAUGCAUGGAGCAACCUGAGAAUGCAUGGGAACGAUUUGUGAAUCAUAGUCGUGCUUGACAGAGUGGUCUAAGAGAUACUGUGGGAAAUAGACUGAAACUUCUGCCUCACCAUUAGUGAUAUCAGGUGGACACCUAUUUGAGAGAAGAUUAACCUCCUAGUUUUCCUCGUUUUUUCUCUGAGAAACUUUGUUGGUGUCUUUGGCUUUUGCUUCAGUAGAUAUAGAGUGUCCCCAGGUGGUUGUGGUUCGAAGCUGACUGUGCUACACUUCCAUGAUCUUUUCACUCUCCAUUUGUCAAGUGCCUCUGCCCUGGCUGUUCCCCAUCUCAAAAAGUAGUAGUGGUAACGGUGGGCCCAACUGUCCUUCGGUGGUGGGCCAGUCAUCCCCAAUCGCUCAUUUUACCGUAACUGAUGUUUAGUGACCUACAUACACCUCGGAUAUUCAGUCUCAUUUGGAGGGAUAUGCAGGCUUUAUAGAAGUAUAUCAUCUCUUAUUUCUUUUCAUUUAUGCACGUCGAAAUUAUAAUGAUAUUUUUCUCUAACCUUUGAGACAGCUUAUUGCUGAAGCAUGGGAUGCUGGGGGUCUCUACCAAGUUGGCAAGUUUCCUCACGGGGGUGUAUGGUCAGAAUGGAAUGGACAGGUCUGCUGUAUUUUCCUUUGUUUCUUUGCAUCUCAACAAAAAGCAUCGGAGACAGAAACUAGGACAAUAGGCCCAUGGUUAAAUAAUUCUUUGGUAUUUUUGUUAUUUUUGGAUUUUUUGUGCAUCUGUUUUUUCAUAUGAUUUAGUACUGAAUUCUGGUUAUGGAUGAUAAACUUGAAGAACCAGUCAACUUGAAUACUCAUCCAGGAUUUAUAGAAAAGUGUAAUUCAUUUGCUUUAUUGGUUACCUAUUAGGAUUUGUGACACUGAUUCCAUUACGGCGAUUCCCUCUGUUGUAUAAGAUUCUUAUAUUGAACAUACCUAAUUCGAUAAUUUUUUAACUGUCCCAUCUUUUUAACUCCCUUAGUCGCUUCUUGUGUUGACUUUUUUUUACGCCUCCAGACAACGUCGAACGUUCAUUAGACUUUUUUCUCUAAUUUUUCCACGGCUCUUAUUCUUCUAAUGAAGUCAUUUGAUGAACAGUCCCUUUUUGUCUUCUCAUGUCUGAACAUUCUCAUUUCAAUCACACUCGAUAUGCUUUAAUUACCCCACACGGAUGACGAUGCUUUGUGUGUGUGUGUGUGGGUGGGAACAUAAUUAUAUGUGAAGUAUAUACACCUCUCAUAUGUCAUAAUUUUCAUCUUCUCCAUUGUAAUUUUUCAGUAUCGGGAUGUAGUACGACAGUUUAUAAAAGGAACAAAUGGGUUCUCCGGGGCUUUUGCUAAAUGCAUUUGUGGGAGCCCCAAUCUAUACCAGGUGAUCACAUACAUCAUUGCUUGCACAUGUUAACUACCUUCUUUCUAAGACUGAACCCAUAGCUCUUACGGUUUAUCGUCCCUUGCUGCAUUCUAUAGUUGGCCAUCACACGCGCAAUUCUUGUUCCUGAAGUUUAGUUCAGAUUUAAUUAUUUUCUGUCAUUUAUUGUAAAUGCAGCCCUUGUCAAAAUCCGAAUGCUAUGUCACGAGGUCAACUUUGAAUGGCCUGUGGAUCAAACUUUUCUUAUUUAAAUGCUUCAGCAUCGUUCCGAUCUUGCUGAAUUCUAAAAUUCUGUUAAUCUGCUGGCACACUAAUUGUGACUUCAGUCGUAUACUGUUAAAAUUCUCUCUACUUUGUCUUUUAAAGGCCACGAACUGGUUGUACAGCUAAAUAAAACAUGGAUUCUCGCAUAGGAUAUCCCUCGAGGGAUCAAUCAUUUCUUUUAUUUCCAGUCUCGGGUAUUCUGUGUUCUCACAUUUUUGGCACAUUUUCAUAGCUUGGGGGAUCAUCCACCCUUGAUAACAUUCAACAAAACCCCUACUAUGUUCUGCAACUUUCCCUUUCUUUGUUGUACGGGGAGGAUUAUUUGAACCAGGUUGAUAUGAUUUUCGCUGACUAUGCUCUUUUCUUUUCCUCGACGAUGCUCCAUACCAGGAUGGGGGGAGAAAACCAUGGAACAGCGUUAACUUCGUGUGUGCCCACGAUGGAUUCACGCUUGCGGAUUUAGUGACGUACAACAGAAAGAAUAAUUUAUCUAAUGGGGAAAACAACAACGAUGGUGAGAACCAUAAUAACAGCUGGAACUGCGGACAGGUAAAUCCUGCUGACCCUACCUUCCUGUUUUAAUUCUUCAUGGCUCGUAGCAUCGCUAGCACAUUUGCUAUUUUAGUUCAUCCUGUACCCAAUAUAACUUCCGCAAGAACUCGUCAAAUCAGAUCCAUAGAAAAACGUCGGUAAGUGGGUUCUCAUGAUGAGUGGAAAAGGCUCUUGGAAUACUUUGAAUCGUAGGCAGAUACAGAAGCCUCCAUUCCUGUUCUAUUUAAGCAUUUGUAAAGUUGAAUCCUCCUCCUUGUUAACCGGCCAUUUCGCUUUCCCUCUGAGAGUGACACACACUCAACCAUACCGACAAUCACAAGCCCCCCUCGCUCCUCCCCCCAACUCCAACGACGCUAAAUUGUUUCUGACCGUGAUUUAUUGUACAAAAAACAAUGCAGGAGGGAGAAACAGCUGCGUUGCCCGUCUUAAGGUUGAGGAAGAGACAGAUGCGGAAUUUCUUCCUCUGUCUCAUGGUCUCCCAGGUAACCACCGGCCGUGUCGAGAACCGCCUCUCUUUUCAUCCAUAGAAGCCAUCUCCCAGAAACUCCCUACUCGGGGAGAAGGCUGGAGAUUGGCGCGCUGCGCUCACCCCCCUGAUCUUUCUGUAAUCCGUCCCCUCCUGUGGUUCCUGAUGGUCUUGUGUAAAUAAAUAAAAAUGGCCAGGGCGUGCCGAUGAUCCUCAUGGGCGACGAGUACGGCCACACAAAGGGCGGCAACAACAACACCUACUGCCACGAUAACUACGUACUCCCUCUCUCCUUCCCUCGAUGCGUCCGCCAUCACAUCUUCCUCUAACUUGGUGCCCUCGAUGCAGCUCAACUAUUUCCGGUGGGAUCAGAAGGAAGAGUCCUCCCGGGACUUGUUCAGGUUUUGCCGCCUCAUGACCCAAUUUCGCCAGUAAGUGAAGCCCCACCGUCUUCUUCUUCUUCUUCUUCUUCCUCCUCUUCCACCUCUCAGAGGGCGUGGAUUCUGACCCGUCGACGGUGCAGAGAAUGCGAGUCCCUCGGUCUGAACGACUUCCCGACGGCGGAGAGGUUGCAGUGGCACGGCCUCCUUGCCGGGAAGCCGGACUGGUCGGAAACCAGCCGCAUCGUGGCCUUCUCACUGGUACCGCUCCACUUCCCCCCAGCACCUCCUCCAUCUUUUCUUCUUCGGGUUGGACGUCGUUUAACCCCCCCCCCCCCUAUCAUCCUUGAACAGAGGGACUCGGUGAAGGGAGAGAUCUAUGUCGCCUUCAACGCCAGCCACCUCCCGGUGACGGUGGCGCUGCCGGAGCGCCCGGGCCAGCGGUGGGAGCCCCUGGUCGACACCGGCAAGGCCGCCCCCUACGACUUCCUCGCCGACGACCUCCCUGACCGAGACGGCGCCUCCCGACAGUUCGCCCACUUCCUCGACGCCAAUCUCUACCCCAUGCUCAGCUACUCCUCUGUCAUCCUCUUACUGCACCCCGACUCUACAGCAGCCUGA
This is a messenger RNA of Spirodela intermedia, 9386 nucleotides long. NCBI's taxonomy places the organism in Eukaryota, Viridiplantae, Streptophyta, Magnoliopsida, Alismatales, Araceae. The record is from the annotation of a GenBank genome assembly.